UCCUCCACAACCUCUUCUCUUUUCUUCUCUUCUCUUCCUCCCCUAUAGAUCUUGGGUGUUCUGCCUUAGGACAUCUCCUUUAUAGAUCUGAGGUUCUGCCGGUUUUCUUUCAGGGUGUCCAGCCUCUGUUUUCCAAGGUUUGAUCUUGGGGUUCUGGUUUCUAGACCCGAAGCUGGAGGAACCUCUGCUGAAAUCAACUCUUGCUCUGAUUUUGAUUUCCGGGGGGGGUUUUGUUCAUGAAUCUGGGUCUUUGAGUUCUCCAUCAAAACCCCAUUUUUCCAUUUGUUUAGAUCUGGGGUGGUUUCUUUCUCCCGAUCUUGAUGCUGAAUGUUUUAUUCUUAACGUUUGAGACUCAUGUCUCCAGUUGUCAGUGAAAUCCUCCGCUCCGGGUUUAUGAUAAAUUCCUCACUCAAACGCAGGACCCACUUAGUUCAAUCUUUCUCUGUUGUGUUCCUCUACUGGUUCUAUGUUUUUUCAUGAACUGUCUCUGAUUUUGGCUUGAUUUUAAAAUAGAUAUUAGUACUGUAUAAAAAUAACUAGUGUUUGGGUCCUGUGUCCUGUGUCCUGUGUCUUCUCGAUCUCUUAGCAAAGUUAUAGUACUGCUGAGAUUGUUAGUGUCUGUGGUAUAAAUAUAGUAUGAUGGCUUCUUCAAGUGGAAACUCUUCAGGAUCAACUCAGCUUCAGAACUCUGGUUCUGAAGAGGAUCUGCAGCAUGUGAUGGAUCAAAGAAAAAGGAAGAGAAUGCUAUCUAAUCGGGAAUCCGCAAGGCGUUCCCGGAUGAGAAAACAGAAGCACCUGGAUGAUCUGAUGGCCCAAGUUGCUCAGCUCAGGAAGGAAAAUAACGAAAUCCUUUCAAGCAUCAACAUCACCAACCAGCGCUACUUGACCGUUGAGGCUGAUAAUUCAAUUUUGAGGGCUCAGGCUAUGGAACUGAGCCACAGAUAUCAGUCUCUCAAUGACAUCCUCAAUUACAUGAACACAAGCAAUGGCGUCUUUGAAACUGAGGAUCUUCACGUCACUGUUGAUCCCUUCAUGAACCCAAUGAACUACCUUUACCUUAACCAACCCAUCAUUGCUUCUGUAGACAUGUUUCCAUACUGAUCCUCCUCCGUGUCAUCAUCAUCAUCAUCAUGGUUGAAAAUGUCCAGUAUAUUGUUUGUCUUGUUCCUUUUUGGUGGUGUUUGUUCAAGGUCCCACUGAGUGGAGAAGAAGAAAAAGAAGGGUGUUUUUUUCCCCUCUUUAUUUUAUUAUUAUUACAUUAGUUUAGGACCGGAGGUAAAUCAGUAUGACAAUCAGACGAUGGCAUGGAAAAAAAUACCCAGUAGUUAAUCUGGCAACUGGGUACUUGGUUUGUAAAUGGGUCAGUCUAUAUAAUAUAUAUAUAUAUAUAUAUAUAUAUGUGGUAUGGAUUGAAGGGCUGCUGAUGUAUUUUGUUUCUCUAUUUAUAUAAUAUGAUAUAUAUCAACUUUCCUCAUUGAUACUGUAGUGAUUUUCUUACCUAAUGUUCUCCUCUUAAUCUCUGUUCUUCUGUUUGACCAUAUGUGAUCAACACAUAAAUUUGUAUUUUACCAUCUUCAAAUAUAUACUUUCCGGUGGUGCUUAUU
This is a messenger RNA of Vitis riparia (riverbank grape), 1604 nucleotides long. RefSeq names its product bZIP transcription factor 11-like. Gene Ontology annotation, biological process: positive regulation of DNA-templated transcription. The coding region runs from base 637 to 1101 and encodes 154 amino acids. Gene Ontology annotation, cellular component: nucleus. Gene Ontology annotation, molecular function: DNA-binding transcription factor activity; transcription cis-regulatory region binding. The transcript has a single exon. The record is from RefSeq and is a predicted model, not a curated record. NCBI's taxonomy places the organism in Eukaryota, Viridiplantae, Streptophyta, Magnoliopsida, Vitales, Vitaceae.